Messenger RNA from Corythoichthys intestinalis (scribbled pipefish), 1270 nucleotides. Its product is annotated as trans-1,2-dihydrobenzene-1,2-diol dehydrogenase-like. The record is from RefSeq and is a predicted model, not a curated record. Bases 93 to 1160 code for a protein of 355 amino acids. The transcript is spliced from 6 exons. Gene Ontology annotation, molecular function: nucleotide binding. NCBI's taxonomy places the organism in Eukaryota, Metazoa, Chordata, Actinopteri, Syngnathiformes, Syngnathidae.
CUGUUGCGCCAGACUUGACGACACACUCACUCAUAAGUCAGACUUUUUAGCUGCAGCCCGUUACUCUUGGAUCCACUCAGAACCUCGCAAACAUGGCAACCAGGUGGGGGAUCUGCAGCGCCGGCAAGAUCAGUCAUGACUUCAUGGUGGCCAUGAAAACACUUCCACCUGAAGACCACCAGGCUGUGGCUGUGGCUGCCCGCAGCUUAGAUGAUGCUAAGAAGUUUGCCAAAACACACAAUAUCCCUCGGGCGUAUGGCAGCUAUGAGGAGUUGGCUAAAGAUCCAAACAUCGGUUCGUAUAAUAAGAAAAAUUGGCUCCAUCAUGUUGUAGUUGGCCUGCGUCCCAAACAUGAUUCUUUGUGUGCAGAUGUAGUAUACAUCGGCACUAUCCAGACCAACCACCUGAGUUCCUGUUUGCUCUUCCUCAACGCCAAGAAGCCCGUUCUGUGCGAAAAGUCCUUGGCCAUGACAACGAAGGAAGUAAAGGAGAUCUUGGCCUGUGCAAAGAAGAACAAUGUCUUCCUCAUGGAGGCCAUUUGGGCCAGAUUCUUCCCAGCCUACCGAGAGAUCCGGCGGCUGAUCGCCCAGGGAGAAAUCGGCGACGUAAGGAUGGUCCGGUCAGAGUUCGGUCUGUCCGUGCUGCCUCUGCCUAGACUGGAGCUAAAAGAACUCGGCGGAGGAGCGCUGCUGGACAUUGGCCUGUACCCGCUGCAGUUCUCCCUCAUGGUGUAUGGCGGAGAAAGGCCCGAGAGCAUCAAAACUGAGGGAGUCAUCCUGGAUACUGGAGUGGAUGAAACCUUGGUGGUGACUUUGAAGUUCUCCAACAACAGGAUGGCCGUGUUCACCAGCUCCUCAGGUCUGCAACUUCACAACGACGCCAUUGUGGUUGGCAGUAAGGGGUUAAUCCGGUUCCCAUCUCACAUGUGGUGCCCUGAGGUCAUGGUGGUGAAUGGGAAAGAAACCAAGUACCCCCUCCCGGAGCCUCACUUGCCACUCAACUUCGUUCACAGCACAGGGUUGCGCUAUGAGGCGGAGGAGGUCAGACAGUGUUUGCUCAAAGGAAUGAAGGAGUGUCCCAUUGUUUCACAUGCAGAUUCUCUGUUGCUGGCUGAAGUCAAAGAGGAGAUUCUUAAACAAGUUGGGGUGACGUAUGACUGAUUUUUGGGGGGGAAAUGCUGGAAGUGGUGUCCAAGAUCAAAAAUUUACCAGUGACAAUUUUGAAACAUGAAAAGAAAGUCUUCCAAAAAUAAAGUACGUACAACAAUGGA